AUGUGGUAUAAAGGCAGAACUGGGACUUCAGUGUUUGAGGGAAACAGCUACACCAUCAGGUCACCAUCAGAUCAGGAUGAGUUCUGGUGUAGAGGAAAGAGAGAUGGACGACCCUCAUCCUCACAGGACAGUAAUCAUGUGACUCUCUCUGUUAAAGCUUUACCCAGAGCUACAGUGAGAGUAACUGCAGAUGGUCCUUUGUUCACUGGAGAUACAGUCACUCUGAAGUGUGAGAUAGAGAAUCAGCACAGAUCAUUAAACUGGAGAUAUAGGUGGUAUAAAGGCACAACAAAAGUCUCUAGGCUUCAGCAUUACACUAUCACUGGAGUUACUGAAUCUGAUCAGGAAGAGAUCAGCUGUAGUGCAGACAUACACGGACGAACACAAACUUUACUAUCAAGCUCUUCUGUUUAUCUAAAUGUGAAGGCUUUACCCAGAGUUAGAGUGAGAGUAACACCAGACAGACCUGUGUUCACUGGAGAGACAGUCACUCUGAAGUGUGAGAUAGAGGAUCAGUACAGAUCAUUAAACUGGAGAUAUCUGUGGUAUAAAAGCAGAACUGUAGUGUUAAACUCUGGGCGUUACACUGUAAACAGAGACUCUCUCACUAUCAGAGGAGUUACUGAAUCUGAUCAGGAUGAGUUCAGCUGUAGUGCAGAGAUACACGGACGACUAAAGACUUCAAACUUUGCUGUUCAUCUCACUGUGAAUGCUUUACCCAGAGCUACAGUGAGAGUAACACCAGACAGAUCUGUGUUUACUGGAGAGAAAGUCACUCUGAAGUGUGAGAUAGAGGAUCAGUACAGUGACUGGAGAUAUAAGUGGUAUAAAGGUAGAACUGAAACUUCAGUGUCUGAGGGAAACAUCUACACCAUCAGAUCACCAUCAGAUCAGGAUGAGUUCUGGUGUAGAGGAGAAAGAGUUGGACGACCCUCAUCCUCACAGUACAGUGAUCAUGUGACUCUCUCUGUUAAAGCUAUACCCAGAGCUACAGUGAGAGUAACACCAAAAAGUCCUGUGAUCAUUGGAGAGACAGUCACUCUGAAGUGUGAGAUAGAGGGUCAGUACAGUAACUGGACAUAUAAGUGGUAUAAAGACACAACUGGAACUUCAGUGUUUGAGGGAAACAUCUACACCAUCAUCUCACCAUCAGAUCAGGAUAAGUUCAGGUGUAGAGGAGAGAGAGAUGGACGACCCUCAUCCUCACAGUACAGUGAUCAUGUGACUCUCUCUGUUAAAGCUAUACCCAGAGCUACAGUGAGAGUAACACCAAAAAGUCCUGUGAUCAUUGGAGAGACAGUCACUCUGAAGUGUGAGAUAGAGGAUCAGUACAGUAACUGGAGAUAUCUGUGGAGUAAAAACACAACUGAAGUGUUAAACUUUGAGAAUUACACUGUAAACAGAGACUCUCUCACUAUCACUGGCGUUACUCAAUCUGAUCAGGAUGAGUUCAGGUGUAGAGCAGAGAUACAUGGACGGCCAAAAACUUCACUAUCAAGCUCAUCUGUUCAUCUCACUGUUAAAGAAAGACCAACACCUCAAGUGUUUGUUUGGCCUGAUGAUCAUGUAUUCAGAGGAGAAACUGCCAAUCUCAGAUGUGUCAUCAAUAGAGGAGUCGUCAGCAGCUGGCAGUACAGCUGGAAUAAAGAUUCAUCACUUUAUCACAUCAGUGACCUUCAGAAUUACACAAUCAGAUCUGUUACUGAGUCUGACGCAGGUAAAUACACCUGUAAAGGAAAUGAGACCAAUGGAUCACAAUACUCAGACAUUAGUGAUGCAGUUACACUGACAGUAUCAGCUUUACCCAAAAUUACAGUGAGAGUAACACCAGACAGAUCUGUGUUCACUGGAGAGACAGUCACUCUGACGUGUGAGAUAGAGGAUCAGUACAGAUCAUUAAACUGGAGAUAUCUGUGGUAUAAAGGCACAGCUGAAGUGUUAAACUAUAAGCAUUACACUGUAAACAGAGACUCUCUCACUAUCAAUGGAGUUACUGGAUCUGAUCAGGAUGAGUUUAGCUGUAGUGCAGACAUACACGGACGACCACAAACUUCACUAUCAAGCUCUGCUGUUUAUCUCAAUGUGUAUGCUUUACCCAGAGCUACAGUGAAUGUAACAUCAGACAGAUCUGUGUUUACUGGAGAGACAGUCACUCUGAAGUGUGAGAUAGAGGAUAAGUACAGUGACUGGAGAUAUAUGUGGUAUAAAGGCAGACCUGGGACUUCAGUGUUUGAGGGAAACAUCUACACCAUCAGCUCACCAUCAGAUCAGGAUGAGUUCAGGUGUAGAGGAGAGAGAGAUGGACGACCCUCAUCAUCACAGUACAGUGAUCAUGUGACUCUCUCUGUUAAAGCUUUACCCAGAGCUACAGUGAGAGUAAUACCAGACAGAUCUGUGUUCACUGGAGAGACAGUCACUCUGACGUGUGAGAUAGAGGAUCAGUACAGUAACUGGACAUAUCAGUGGUUUAAAGACACAACUGGAACUUCAGUGUUUGAGGGAAACAUCUACACCAUCAUCUCACCAUCAGAUCAGGAUAAGUUCAGGUGUAGAGGAGAGAGAGAUGGACGACCCUCAUCCUCACAGUACAGUGAUCAUGUGACUCUCUCUGUUAAAGCUAUACCCAGAGCUACAGUGAGAGUAACACCAAAAAGUCCUGUGAUCAUUGGAGAGACAGUCACUCUGAAGUGUGAGAUAGAGGAUCAGUACAGUAACUGGACAUAUAAGUGGUAUAAAGACACAACUGGAACUUCAGUGUUUGAGGGAAACAUCUACACCAUCAUCUCACCAUCAGAUCAGGAUAAGUUCAGGUGUAGAGGAGAGAGAGAUGGACGACCCUCAUCCUCACAGUACAGUAAUCAUGUGACUCUCUCUGUUAAAGCUUUACCCAGAGCUACAGUGAGUGUAACACCAUACAGUCCUGUGAUCAUUGGAGAGACAGUCACUCUGAAGUGUGAGAUAGAGGAUCGGUACAGAUCAUUAAACUGGAGAUAUCUGUGGUAUAAAAACACAACUUCAGUGUUAAACUUUGAGAAUUACACUGUAAAAGGAGACUCUAUCACUAUCAUUGGAGUUACUGAAUCUGAUCAGGAUAAGUUCAGGUGCAGUGCAGUGAUACACGGACGACCAAAGACUUCACUAUCAAGCUCUGCUGUUCAUCUCACUGUUAAAGAAAGACCAACACCUCAAGUGUCUGUUUGGCCUGGUGAAGAUGUAUACAGAGGAACAACUGUCAAUCUCACAUGUGUCAUCAAUAUAGGAGGAGUCAGCAGCUGGCAGUACAGCUGGUAUAAAGAUUCAAUCAUCCAGCAGAAUAAACUCCAGCGUUACACAAUCAGAUAUGUUACUGAGUCUGACACUGGAAACUACAGCUGUAGGGGACAUGAUAUCAAUGGAUUACGAUACUCACACAUCAGUGAUGCAGUUACACUGACAGUAUCAGAGAAUCUUAAACCUGUAGUGAGUGUUGAUCCUGACAAACAGCUGUUCAGAGGAGAAACUGUUACUCUGAGAUGUGACAUACAGGAUACAGAAGACACUGAGUGGACAUACAGCUGGACAAAUAACAGAAAUAUAAUCACACAAUGCAAAACACAAGGCUGUAAAAUCAACAACAUUCAACACACUGACGGUCGUUAUAAAAUCACAUGUACAGGAGAGAUACGUGGACAAAAGACUGAGAUGAGUGAUGCUGUUACACUGACUGUAUCAUCAGAUAAACCAAAGACAGUUUUAAGUGUUUCUCCACAGCAUUGGUUGACUGAAGGAGAUUCAGUGACUCUGAUGUGUGAGGUUAGAAGUUCAUCUACAGGAUGGACAUUCAGCUGGUUCACUCUAAAGAGUUCCUACUCAGGUUAUGAGCUUAUGUCAGACAGCAGUGGAGGAUCUAAAGGCAUCUACACAGUGAGUUCAGUGACUGUGAAGCACACAGGAGUUUAUAUGUGCAGAGCAGAGAGAGGAGAUCCAGUCUAUCACACAGAGUACAGUAACACACAAACACUGUGGAUCACUGAGGUCUCAGGUGUUUCUCCUUCAGUCUCUCUGAUCAUCAGACCCAACAGAUCUCAACACUUCUCAUCUGAAUCUCUCUCUCUGAGCUGUGAGGAUCACAGUAACUCUACUGGAUGGACAGUGAGAAGAUACACAGACAAACUGGAAUCUUGUCCAUCAUCAGACACUAGAUCUACAGGAACAACUUCUACAUGUACAAUCAGAUAUCUCGACACAUCUGAUACUGGAGUGUACUGGUGUCAGUCUGAAUCUGGAGAGAAACUUCAUCCUGUUAAUAUCUCAGUACACUAUGGUAAUGCAAUUCUGGACAGUCCUGUUCAUCCUGUGACUGUAGGAGAUAAUCUGAGUCUACGCUGUUUAUAUCGAAAUAAAAACCCCUCUACCCAGAGAGCUGAAUUUUAUAAAGAUGGAUCAGUGGUGCAGACUACAGGAGACAUGAUGAUCAUCCCUACAGUCUCAAAGUCACAUGAGGGUUUCUACUACUGUAAACAACCAUGGAGAAUAGAGUCUCCAAAGAGCUGGAUCUCAGUCAGAGAUAAACCAACUCUGACUGUGCAGCCACAGACGUCUGUGUUCAUUGGAGACACAGUUACUCUGACCUGUGAGAUGUCUCAGUCCACUGGAUGGGAGUUUAUCCUUAUCACACCAUCAAACACUAAAUCCACUGAAACUACAGGAACUAAAACAAUAUAUUUGCAAGUCUCUGAUGGAGGAGAGUACAAGUGCAGAGCCAGAAGAGAAAAUCCUCAGGUUUACACACAAGACAGUGAACCAGUAACAGUGACAGUACAGGAAAGACCAAUACCUGAAGUGUCUGUUUGGCCUGAUGAUCAUGUAUACAGAGGAGAAACUGUCAAUCUCAUGUGUGUCAUCAAUGGAGGAGGAGUCAGCAGCUGGCAGUACAGCUGGUAUAAAGAUUCAUCACUUUACAACAUCAGUGACCUUCAGAAUUACACAAUCAGAUCUGUUACUGAGUCUGACACAGGUAACUACACUUGUAGAGGAAAUGAGACCAGAGGAUCACGAUACUCACACAUCAGUGAUUCAGUUGCACUGACAGUAUCUGGUGAGUCUAUUUAUCUCUUUUCAUCAUCAUCCACAAUAUACUGUCUUAUUUAA
Misgurnus anguillicaudatus (oriental weatherfish) is the source of this 5130-nucleotide messenger RNA. Lineage: Eukaryota; Metazoa; Chordata; Actinopteri; Cypriniformes; Cobitidae. The record is from RefSeq and is a predicted model, not a curated record.